Molecule: messenger RNA, 1209 nt
Organism: Saccoglossus kowalevskii
Lineage: Eukaryota; Metazoa; Hemichordata; Enteropneusta; Harrimaniidae
Biological process (GO): intracellular signal transduction
Molecular function (GO): guanyl-nucleotide exchange factor activity
Source: RefSeq, a predicted model, not a curated record
GAUGAAGACUGGCGUGAUGAAGUCAAGACUGUUAUGCAAUGCAUGCAUAUAUUGGUAGACAGUGAAGAUGAUGAUGGUACUGGGGUGCCUUGAAACUGUUUAAAUAUGUCCUUAACACAAAGUCUUGAUGUAGCUAGCCAAGAGGAACUUGUAGAACAAAUUAGUCAGUUGCAUCUGUUGGUGCAGGAAAUGAAAGAUGGUUUUACUGGAGCACUGCUAGAGCUCUCGUCCAUACAGCAAGAUGAUAAAGUUAUAGAAGAAAAACUACAAGAAAAUAAAAAUGAAUGUCAGGAACAAAUCAGUGAAGUGCUCAAGGUCGUCAAUGAGUUAAAGGCUGAUUUUAGAACUGUGUUGAGUCAGCUUCAAGAAACCACUGAGAACCAGAAUAAUCUGAAGGAACAGAUUGACUUUCUACAAUAUGAGCGGGAUCUACUGCUUGAAGAACUGGAAAAAUCUGGAUCUAUUUCUGAAAAACUGAGACACUUCACAGUAGAUGCCUUGAAAACAGUGUCUCCUCUGACGAGGAUGAAGAGGUUAGGAAAGAAACAUCAGCAGGUCAGAGAAGUCAACAUGGAAAGGCGGAAAAUAACCAAGAAAACAGGAAUGAGGUACGAAACAUUUAAAUAUGUUGCCAGACUUGUUUGGGGUUCUGGGGCAUCUCGAAACAGUUCAUUUGGUGCUCAUGAUGGUAGGGUGUCCUCUCCAGCUAAGCAGCUAUUGGCUGAGAGUAAAAGACAUGAGACUGCCCAAGAGAUAUUGGAAACAGAGAAGAAAUAUGUUGCCUGUCUUGCUAUUCUUCAACAGCACUUUGCUCUGCCAUUGAGACAGUCUAGCUUACUGCCUCCUAGAGAUGUAAAUGCUAUCUUUCCUGCCUAUCUCAAUGUAUUCCACCAAAGACAUACAGCGCUGUUGAAGCAAUUGGAGGAAAGAAUUUACAAGAAGAAGUGGGAGGGCAUGCUGGGAGAUUUGUUUGCUCGUUUAAUUGAUCCUUGUAAUAUGUCUGGAUCAAGUAGGAUUCUGAUACGGCUAUACUGCCGAUAUGUUAUGAUGGGACAGUCAAGUCGUGUGGUUGAAUUUGAUGAGUCUGCGGUGACAACCAACAUCAGUGGACAUCACACAGGCAACGGUGAUGUAAUCAGACAACGGACUUCCACACCGAUCCCGAUGACCUACAAGGAUGAGAAUGGUGACCCUUGUAGUGCUGUGUAA